This is a messenger RNA of Sphaeramia orbicularis (orbiculate cardinalfish), 1741 nucleotides long. RefSeq names its product centriole, cilia and spindle-associated protein a (gene ccsapa). Bases 149 to 1030 code for a protein of 293 amino acids. Lineage: Eukaryota; Metazoa; Chordata; Actinopteri; Kurtiformes; Apogonidae. Gene Ontology annotation, molecular function: microtubule binding. Gene Ontology annotation, biological process: regulation of mitotic spindle assembly. The transcript is spliced from 4 exons. The record is from RefSeq and is a predicted model, not a curated record. Gene Ontology annotation, cellular component: ciliary transition zone; ciliary basal body; cytoskeleton.
GUUACGGUUCUGCCUCCGUGUCGGUGUUUUCUGUCAGAUACUAACGGAGCGACGCGCACCGACUGACGGCGACAAACUGGCAUUAAAAACCCCGGACAUCUGUGGCAUUAAGUCAGGUGUUUAGAUCAGAGCAGCCAGAGCGAGAAGCAUGGUGACCAAAAAAGUUCGGACGGAGUACAUGAAAAAAUUCAGGGAUCCCAAAUGGGAAACGUUUUCCAAAUGUUACGAAGACUCACUGAAGUACCGUCUGACCCGGCGGGUGAUGGAGCAUUCCCACAAGCCCUGGUUCUGGGAAGGCUGGGACAGCGGCUCCGACUCCAGUGGCUGGUCCACGCCAAGACUGACCAGGAACAAAGUGGUCCCUCUGUCCCUCCCACCUCCAACCAAGUCUGAAGUGAAACAGAGGCUUCUGGAGCUGAGGUCCAGCUUGGAGCCAAAACCACCUUCUGAGAGCGGAGACACAGAGGCGGGACCUGAAGACGGAACGGACGCUGCUGCCGUGGCAACAGCAGCAGUCUUAGAAAAUGGUGUGAAUGAAGAAGCCGUCACUGAUCCACCGGUGGCUCCGAACACCAACGGCCCCUCUGACGACUCAGCAACCGACAACGGACCCGCUGACACGGCGUCCUCGGAUGGGGAGCAGCCAGUCAACCAAAAACCAAGACAACGCCACCGCCGCCGCACCCCUCGCUCAGAGCCGGGGCACAGAGAUGGAUCCAACGACAACAAACCAGCUGUGGUCCGAAAACCACAGAGAGCCAAGAGCCAACCACCGAGCAGCACUAAGGAGAAGGAGAACCAUCGAACGUCCAGUCGACUGGACCUGAGUGAGAUCAGGAGGAUGGCGAAUGAUAGUCUCACAUCGGACACCUGUGUUCAGACCUGGAGGGAGUCCAAUAAGCGCCGCUCUAACCUGGACCGGCGGCGGGCACGGUCAGCUGACCUGGAGAAGAUGAGCCGGCAGCUGACGGUGGCAGAUGACCGCUGGAUGACAGAGUACAUGCGCUGCUUCUCGGCCCGGCUGAGGUAGAAACAGAUCCACCUCUACCCCUGAGAGCCGGAGGGAGGACGUCGUUUGUGUGUUUGUUUGUUUGCUUGAUUGUUGGUUUGUUUGUGAGGGUGAAUAAAAAGACAGACGGGCCUCGUAGUUCAGCUACUUCAUUAUAAACAGGACAGACAUUUUCAUCAAAGAGGUGAAAAAGUGGACAGAGCUGCUGGUAAAGGAUAUAUUUAACCUUAAUAUUAUUUCCAAAAUAAUGUCUUAAAGAGUAUCCAGGGUCAUCAGGAGGAUAUCAUCCUUCCAUAUACACAUCAGGUUGUGAUAUUUUGUGUGUUUGUGUGUCAGAUAUCAAAUGGAUGCGUCCAUCUUCAACUGUUUAUUGAUAUUUUCCAACAGCAAAACAUUCAAGACUGGAAAUAUAUUGUUAUAUUAAAAACAGGAUUCAAGACUAAGAACCAAAAAUGAGUUGAAAAUCGAAUCAAAUUUUAUUUAUAUAGCACCAAAUCAUAACAAAAGUUAUCUCAUGACACCUUCCAUUUAGAGCUGGACUAAAUCAGACUCAUUAUAAGCCAAUUCGUACACAUCCAACAGAAUCCUCCAGGAAACUUAAGUAUAAACAAUUAAUACCACUACAUAAAGUGAGGGUUGUUACUAAAAUACCAGAUAUGGCUAACUCUUCUAUGUGAAAGACAAUUAGUUUUAUUUUUAGGUGUGUGUUUAGGUGUGUGUGUUUGAGUUAAA